AUGGGCUCCCUGGGUCCUAGCGUGGUAACCCUGCAGCAGCAGCAGCAGCACAAGACCGGCAAGCCUACGGCGGCGGCGGCGGCGGGUGGCGGCCACCACGAGCAGGAGCAGCAGCAGAGCAGCAGCAGCUGCGGCGGCGGGUCGUCGUCGUUCCGGAUGCCGCUGCACUACCCGCGGUACAAGAAGGCGGACUACGAGGCGAUGCCGGAGUGGCGCGUCGACUGCCUCCUCCGCGAGUACGGCCUCCCCGUCGCCGGCGACCUCCGCGAGAAGCGGGAGUUCGCCAUGGGCGCCUUCCUCUGGCCCGAUCAGUACUGA
This is a messenger RNA of Miscanthus lutarioriparius, 318 nucleotides long. The record is from the annotation of a GenBank genome assembly. NCBI's taxonomy places the organism in Eukaryota, Viridiplantae, Streptophyta, Magnoliopsida, Poales, Poaceae.